UUUAACGAAACUCACUCAGCUCACUUUCUAAUGGAGUUUUUGCCUCUUAUGAAAAACUUAACUUCAGAAUAUCUUCUCUAAUUCCUAAGAAUUUUUCAGAUCUCCUUUCAAUACUCUUACUUUUUUUUUUAUUAUAUAAUUCGUCAGUUCAUCGGCUUUUUUGCUUUUUUCACUUUUCUUUUUUUUUCAUCACAUCUCAAAACUUUGCAUCUUUUUUUGUCUACUGUAAAUGAUGGCCGUACUUCCUGGAGAAAAUCCGAUCGCCGUACUUCCGGUGGAUAAACAGAUGGGUAUACCGCCGUUGAAUACUCUGCCGGUGGGAUACCGUUUCCGGCCGACAGAUGAGGAGUUGGUGAAUCAUUAUCUGAGGUUGAAGAUCAACGGUGCUGAUAGUCAGGUCAGCGUUAUUCGAGAAGUUGAUAUCUGUAAACUCGAGCCUUGGGACUUACCUGAUUUGUCUGUGGUAGAGUCGCACGACAAUGAGUGGUUCUUCUUCUGCCCAAAGGAUCGUAAGUAUCAAAAUGGGCAGCGACUGAACCGAGCAACAGAACGAGGCUACUGGAAAGCCACUGGUAAAGAUAGAAACAUUGUUACUAAGAAGGGCUCAAAAAUUGGGAUGAAGAAGACCUUGGUAUACUACAUUGGUCGAGCUCCUGAAGGCAAGAGGACUCAUUGGGUGAUUCAUGAAUAUCGUGCAACUGAAAAGUCAUUGGAUGGAUCACAUCCUGGUCAGGGUGCCUUUGUGCUUUGUCGUCUUUUUAGGAAGAAUGAUUUGAAGCAGGAUGAGCAUGUUGACAAUUCCAAUUUAGAUGCGGAACAGAAUGCCUCAGUUGACAAGUCACCUGCUGAAGAUGAAUUAUCAGAGGCAGCCACUCCAUUAACGGUCAUACCACCUUUAAAUGAUUGUGAUAAAAGCUAUGCAGCAAAGUUUUCCAAAGGCGAAAUGUAUGGCAAACAAAUACCCAUUGAGAGUCACAGCAAUAGCUGUAUUGCUGAUGAUACCGAAGAUCAAAUGUUGGACAUAACAUCCAUACCGCCGGUUCAGGAUCUAGAGAAGGAGUUGGGAAAUUUUUAUGACCCGUCAUCGCAGCCAGAUUGGAAGAUCUUCUCCCCAUUGCACUCACAGAUGCAGGCGGAACUUGGAUCUUCUUAUUUGCAGGCCCCCUUGAAUAAUGACAUGUUUGGCUAUCAAAAAGAUGUCCCGUUUCCAUAUGGAACAAAUGCUCUUGAUAUUAAUGACUUCUUGAACUCAGUACUCGUCAACUCAGAUGAGUUUUCAUGUGAAGAUUCUGGACAAGAAUUGGCAUCACAUCAUAUUGACACAAAAACUUGCAGCAUAACUGGUCCGAUGAUUAAGGACUCUGGAUCAUGUAGUGAGUCAGAAGCAGAAGUUACCCAAGGGCUGGUUGAGCCAGACUUCUUUGAUCCUGAGGUGCUGUGGGACAAUUUUGAUCGAGAGGCUGCAGUUAAGAGAGAGGUUAAUUCCCUUGAAGCUACAGCGCUAAAGGCGCGCAGUCCACUAGGUGCAUCUUAUGUUGGCAAUGAUUACGCUGUAGGAAAUCUAGGUUUCUUUCAGAAUACCUACCCUGGACAUUAUGGUUAUCCUGCUAGUAUUGGUGGAAGUCAGGUCCCGAACUUCCUAAAAGUAGAACAAUCCGGUGUUCACAAUAAUGUAGUAAGCACUGAAUCUGGCUCAGGAACUGGAAUAAAACUCAGGACCAGACAAAUGCAUAAUCAACCUGAUGACACGCAGUUCAACCAACCUGACAACACAGAGUCUAGACCACAGGGAACUGCUCACAGAAGAAUACGUUUACAAGUGAAAAUGCAAGUCGGACCAGUUGAGUGUCGCAUGCGCUCUGAUUCUAGUGAGGGGGCAGAAAUUCAUGAAGCAGUGGCUGAGGGUGAGAAAGCCUCUGAUGAACAUAGUUCUACCAUCAGUGAUACUACAACAAUUAAAGAUCUUGUUGGGGAAACUGAUGAGUUGAGCACUCAAGUGAAAGAUGCAGAUGACUCUCCAGUUGAAGAAAGUCUUGAUGUGUCCUUGAAUACCGCCACAAAGCUCUCAAGUUCAUCACACGUUUACAUGUCCAAGGUUCUUGUGGUUGCAAGUCUGCUUGUGGUCUUUAUUGGUGUUUGGAGUUGCUUUAGACUCUGUGUAUAGUGUGCGUCGGCUACUGUACUUGUAUUUGUAGAUUCCCAAUAUAUAAUGGGUAUAAUGUAUUCAGGGUAGAAUGAACUAACCGUUCCUCUUUGUUUAAUUUAACCUUGUAUUUUUAUUGCCAGCAGGAACUUGAGUUGAGACAUUAGAGAUUGCUAGUGUAUAUUUUGAAGAGCUUGCUCGUUAUGUACAUGUUUCUUGUAGAGUAAGAUAUUAAUAUUGAGUAGUUUUCUUGGCAAA
This is a messenger RNA of Solanum pennellii, 2401 nucleotides long. RefSeq names its product protein NTM1-like 9. The coding region runs from base 230 to 2164 and encodes 644 amino acids. Gene Ontology annotation, molecular function: DNA binding. The transcript is spliced from 6 exons. Gene Ontology annotation, biological process: regulation of DNA-templated transcription. The record is from RefSeq and is a predicted model, not a curated record. NCBI's taxonomy places the organism in Eukaryota, Viridiplantae, Streptophyta, Magnoliopsida, Solanales, Solanaceae.